AUGGCGUCACAACCAUCUGGUCCUCGGAGCUCGUCAGGGUCUGCCCAGUCUCAUGCAUCGCGAAGUGGUGUGCCCGGAAAGCAAAUAUCGCAAAUCGAAGCCAGCGUCACACACCUCCUAGUCGCAACGAAACAACUACUCGAGACUUUAACCCAAUGGUCUCGACGAACCGCCACCGAAAACGAGGUAUCGGAUGUUUAUGUGCGCUUAGGAUAUGAAUUCAACUUGGCUUGUCGUGCCUUCGGUGCUAUUGGCGUGGAUACAUCAGACCUCGGCCCUGUGCCUGAUUUACUGCGGACGAUUCUGGAAGAUACAUUGAGUCAGGAUGCAUCUCCUCAGAGCCUGGACAGAUACUUGCCUCGUAUACGCGAUAUCAUAAUAAAUCUUUUACACGGCUUGAAAAAGAAACAGGCUCGAUUACGCUCGCGACAACCUCGAGAUGGGAUGCCACCGAGACAAGCCAGUUUUGGUAGUCUGGCAGGAAGCGAGGCUGGUCCGUCACAACCCGAUGAAGGCACACCUUCGUCGCCGCAAAAACGACCUUCUUCCGCCCGCCGUUAUGGCAGCAGUGGCUCAUUAGAGGACCAACCGCCAAUGCCGCGUGAUAACGCGGUUCCUGAUCGAGAAGCAUCACGAAGGGAUGCCGACAGAACCCUGAUUUCGCCUACUCCGACUUCUUCCUUGUCAGCAUCAGCACUUCAAGGGCAAUCUUCACAAAAUGAUAAGUCCACAGUACCUCCAUAUUCGACUCCCACGCCACCUCCACCACCUCCGAAACAAGAUGAUGCAUUGGGAGCUUUGCAAAGAAGCGGCGAGCUGGAGCGACGUGCCUCGCGCAGAUUUUCGGCCUACCAGAUACAGAAGCACCUUGGAACAUCCUCCAACGGUGUCCCUGUGCUACCGACUCAAACUACACCUAUACCCAAUAGAGGCCGGGAUGUGAGAGAAUCCUUGAACGCUGUCCGGUUGCGAGGGUCCUAUCAUGGUAGGCAAAAAUCAGCGAAUCGCCAGGAGUCAUCACCCAGUAGGACAACGUAUCAGCGUUCCACUUCGGUUAUUCCCGAAAAUGAGCCAAGUCAACCGAAGCCGCAAGUCGUCCCUGUCAGUGAAAUGCCCGCCAAUGACGACAGUCCCAUGUCCAGAACUCCAACAGAUAAGCUUCGGUCCGCGGUAGAAAUAGAUGGGCCCGAUAUUUCUACUGCUGACAGCUCAAUCUUGUUUCCUCAACCUGGCCAAGGCCUUCCUGUCUCUAAUGACAUUGAGCCAACGAAGACUCAGCCCACCGACGCUGUUCCUAGGACGCCCAAGGCUCAAGAACCUCCCAUCACACUUGGCACGCCACCUCAAGUCCAGCAGUUUAUACCAGAACAGUCUCCAUCUCCAGGCAAGGAGCUUACCUUGUUCUUGCAAUAUAAAAGUAAAAUCAAGAAAUAUGUCAUCCCUGAAGGGUCUACUGGCCUCACAAUCGGGCGUCUUCAGCUCGCAUUUAUUGAGAAAUUCGCAUGGAACACUCAACAGAAUGGUGUCGAUCUUCCCGAAAUAUAUAUCCAGGAUCCCGUUUCUGGGGUACGACAUGAGCUUGAAGAUCUAAGUGAUGUCAAAGAUCGAUCGGUCCUCGUGCUGAAUGUUGAAGUCCUUGACGAAGUGAAACGCCAUUUCGAUGAUGGUAUUGGAAGCAUUCGUCGGCUGAUUGAAGGCGUCAAGAGUACAAUUGACGGCCAGGAGACCGCAAUGCAGCGCGUCUCAGAGAGGCAGCUGGAUGCUGCCAAAGAGAUGGCGCGUCUAGCAGCCACACCACAAAUCACGCUCCCACCAAUUGCAGAUACUACCAGGAAAGUACAGUCUCCUGUACCUUACGAUGGUAGCCGGGUUGCCGAAAUCCAGAGCCUGCGACGUGAUAUUGCUGUUUUGCGCCAAACAUAUUCCAACUUCUCCUCUGAUAUUGCAGCCUCUAUGAGCAAGAUUCGCGCCAAAGCAAGUGGCGUCAAGACCGCUGCAGCUGUUGCAACGACACCGUCAUUCGAAGGCGAUGCGGGACGUGCUCGUAUCAAUUCUGGAAAGAAGGACCUUGGUGAUGAAUCGGAAAGACUUGUUGGUCGGGUUGAUGAUCUUCAAGACCUUGUUGAAGACCUACGAAAGGACGUUGUACAACGUGGCGUACGUCCACUGCCUCGUCAGCUGGAGGCUGUCAGUAAAGAUAUCAGCACGGUGACCAAGGAGGUCAAGAAGAUGCAAGACUUCCUCAAACGUGAGAAACCGAUUUGGACCAAGAUCUGGGAGAAGGAACUUCAACUUGUCUGUGAAGAGCGUGAUCAGCUUACCAUGCAGGAAGACCUGGCUGCCGAUCUUGAGGAUGAUUUAGAAAAAGCCGCCCAGACAUUUGCACUUGUUGAACAGGCUACCCGACAGCAAAACGUUCAAACCACAGACGGCGGACCUGUACUGCGCAGUACAUCUCGCACUCUAGCAAUCGACCAAAGUAUAGACCCCAUCAAGGCAAAGGACGGCGUGCUUGGUGAAGUUCGAGCUCUUCAGCCAAAUCACGAGUCUCGACUAGAGGCUAUCGAGCGUGCAGAAAAGGCCCGCCAGAAGGAACUAGAGUCUCGGCGUGUGGGUCUUUUCCAGAAAGAGCUGGGGUCAUUUGUGGAAGAAGGGAAGUUGAAGAAAAGCGGCGGAUUCGAGGAGACAGAACGCUUGCGUCGGGCGAAGGAUGAGCGGAUACGUAAGGAAGUUUGGGAACGCCAACAAGCUCGGGCUGCAGCAAUGGAGGAAGCGGAAAAGACGGCGCCUGAUGCAACCUCGCCAGAAGGAGAAAAGGGAACUGAUGAACCUCCUGAGGGUGAAGCAGAAUCUGCCCAAGAGGACUUUUCAUCACCACUUGCUGCUGAAAGCACAGAAACCUCAACACCGAACGAGCUGGAGAAUGGUACAACGGAAGAMCCCCCCGCCGAGCCCAAUGUUAUAUAG
This is a messenger RNA of Talaromyces amestolkiae, 2967 nucleotides long. RefSeq lists its product as uncharacterized. Gene Ontology annotation, cellular component: cell tip; cytoplasm. Gene Ontology annotation, biological process: establishment of cell polarity. The record is from RefSeq and is a predicted model, not a curated record. The coding region runs from base 1 to 2967 and encodes 988 amino acids. Lineage: Eukaryota; Fungi; Ascomycota; Eurotiomycetes; Eurotiales; Trichocomaceae. Gene Ontology annotation, molecular function: cytoskeletal regulatory protein binding. The transcript has 2 exons.